AUGUCUCGCCAAUCUGGGUCUUCCAAGCAUCGUUCUCACCACUCCAAGCACACGGAAACAAACAACGAGGACUUAGUAGAGCAAAUCAAGGGUAUCACCACUCUGCUUUAUGAAGUUGCUUCUUAUCGUCCUCACGAGUGGGAAACUUAUGUCCCUUCCGCUCGUUCUGCUAUGGCAGCCCUUGACAGAAUCCACUUUUUCAGGGAUCCCCAACGUUUCGCUGAACAAGUUUGGAUUUUGCAAGGACUUCAGAACUAUGCAUUCCAUGAUGCAGAUUCUGGAUGUGUCAGAGACGUAGCUGAGUUCUGUCAAGCUUCUUGGCUACGAAUUUUGCGAAAUUUCCCUGAUAAUGAGCAGGUUCUUUUGGGUGAGUUGGCACCUAUCCAGAUAAGCUCAUACUUUAACAAGACAAUUGCUGACAUAGUUGAGUAUAGGUUUGGCAUCAAAUUGGCUACAGAGAGCCCAGGCAACCAUUUCACAAAUCCAACGGGAAGAGGAAGCGGGUAAGAAGUCUGCGAUAUGUAGCAUUACAACCGCUAACAGCCAAGCAGGAUCUGACCCAAGACGUCAAGGCCCGUUGUAUGUCGAGGCUCGAGGAUACCUACAACCUGCUGUAGACUUCUAUACACGAGCAGUGAGAGCAGCAGAUACUGCCGGCUCUACCACAGGCGAUCUCUUGUCUUCGGUAAGUUUACAACCUCCUACCAGUCUUCGAACCAUUCUCACACUUCAUAGGCCGCUGAGUCUCAAAUGUCCUUGGGCAAUGUGACUGCACCCCCAGGAGACGAACGCUAUUUCCACCAGGCAAUUCGAUUCUUGCGUCGUGCCGAAGCUAUGCCACAGUACCGACUUUCAGUUUAUAUGCAAGAGUAUCUCAACGACUAUGGGCGAUAUGUUUCCUGA
Molecule: messenger RNA, 903 nt
Organism: Hymenoscyphus albidus
Lineage: Eukaryota; Fungi; Ascomycota; Leotiomycetes; Helotiales; Helotiaceae
Source: the annotation of a GenBank genome assembly